AAGCUCUGAGAACUCUCUCUCUCUCUCUCUCUCUCUCUCUUAUGGCUUCAAACUCCGGCGCCACCACCCUCCACUCACCGCCCUACGGAUCCGACCCGACAACACCAAACACAACCUUCGUCCAAGCCGACCCAUCAAACUUCCGGGCGGUGGUCCAGAAGCUAACCGGAGCAUCCGAAGACCCAUCAGCUCAAAAACUCCCCCUCACUCUCCCGUCACGUCUUGCAGCCCAAAACCACCGCCUUACCGCCGCCACCACCGCCGCCGCAGCGGAGGUAAUAGGACCGAAGAAACCAAACUUCAAACUCCACGAGCGGCGGAACGCGGCGGCGAAGAAGCUAGAACUAAGCAUCGGCGUUUCGGAGAGACCCAUGAUGAUGAUGUUCAACAGCAACAACAACAACAUAAACACGAACAUGAACAUGUCACCUUGUUCGUACGUUAGAAGCAGAGCAUUGAUGGGCGAAACCAUGUUGAUGGCUUCACCAGUGUCACCAUUGGAAGUGUUGGCGCGUGGAAGCCCACGAACACCGAUUUCACCACACGAAGAAGAAGAAGAAAGAGCAAUUGCAGAGAAAGGGUUCUACUUGCAUCCAAGUCCACUUUCAACACCAAGAGCUUCUCAACCACCUGAGCUAUUGCCACUUUUUCCUUUGCAUUCUCCCACUCACAAAAACACCACUUCUUCUUAAUCCUAAUCAUGUCUUAUUUUUUUUUUAGU
Molecule: messenger RNA, 721 nt
Organism: Gastrolobium bilobum
Lineage: Eukaryota; Viridiplantae; Streptophyta; Magnoliopsida; Fabales; Fabaceae
Product: VQ motif-containing protein 11
Exons: 1
Coding region: 42-692 (216 amino acids)
Source: RefSeq, a predicted model, not a curated record